This is a messenger RNA of Rhizopus microsporus ATCC 52813, 954 nucleotides long. RefSeq lists its product as uncharacterized. The transcript has a single exon. Lineage: Eukaryota; Fungi; Mucoromycota; Mucoromycetes; Mucorales; Rhizopodaceae. The coding region runs from base 254 to 799 and encodes 181 amino acids. The record is from RefSeq and is a predicted model, not a curated record.
AUGACUUUAUACAUUCGUAUUAUUAUGAAUAAAAGAUAGUCUGUAAGAAGCGUACAAUUUUUCUUGAGCAUGGACAAAAGAGUGACAAACCUUGAAUUAUAUAACAGUUGUGGUUUUUCAAUAAACAAGGUCAUUUCAAGCUUGGCAAGCGCAUUUAGAGAUGUUCUAUCAUUAAUACAUUAGCAUAAAAAGGCAUCUAAUGCUAUAACUCUUCUUUUUUCUUUCGUAUAAACUUAAAGAAAGUGCCCUGAUAAUGCCUAAUUUUGGUAUGAAGCCUUCUCCAGAUGGGGCUUAUGUGGAGGACGACGGCGAAGAACACAGACUAACUAAUCGCGCAAUUAUAACUGAGGAUAUUAGAGACAAAAUAGGAUACUCACUUUAUAAGGCUUUGGAUGGAAACAAUAAAUCACGUAUAUGCAUGAGUUAUCCGGAUAAAAGCUCCACUGUUGUCCUCCCUAUUAGCGAUGUAAUAAUAGAGUGUUACGAAGAAGCAGGCUUAGUAUUACCUUUUUUUGGGGAUAUAAUUACGCUUACAGGCUAUCUUGAAAAUUACAUUACUGUUGGAAUGCCGAAAAACGUUGUUUCUUGGCUUAACAUUAAUUUAUACAAGUUUACAUGUGAUGACUUGAUAUAUUUUGACGAAGCACGUCAAGAUCAUGUCUGGUUUAAUGUCGGAUUAAGCCAGGAAACAAAGGCUGUCGUAUGGGGAGAUCUUGAAAAAAAAAGUGAUAGAUUGUGGAAGUAUAAAAGAUUUCAUGCAAAAAGUACAGCAAAAUGUUAUAGGAAUUGGAAUGUUUGAAGUCAAUACAUAUAACAAAAGUAUUGCUUUUGAUCUGAAAAGGUUUCAAGGAGUCGAUUUUACCAAAAAGACAUCUAAUAGAGAUCUUUAUAAAUGGGAAACAAAUUUCACCACACUCUGCUCGGGUAGCUUGCUAAAGAAAAUUAGAAACUGAC